Messenger RNA from Aspergillus affinis, 1479 nucleotides. RefSeq names its product cytochrome P450. Bases 1 to 1479 code for a protein of 492 amino acids. NCBI's taxonomy places the organism in Eukaryota, Fungi, Ascomycota, Eurotiomycetes, Eurotiales, Aspergillaceae. The transcript is spliced from 10 exons. The record is from RefSeq and is a predicted model, not a curated record. Gene Ontology annotation, molecular function: monooxygenase activity; oxidoreductase activity, acting on paired donors, with incorporation or reduction of molecular oxygen; iron ion binding.
AUGGCGCUCUACAUGGGAACGGGUUUCCUGCCCAGCUACGGAAUGAGCGCGACCCUUCAGCUGUUCGCUUUAAUCUCGUUUAUCACGGGGGGACUAUUUUAUAUCCGUCGCUCCAAGUCAUCCACUAUUCCCAAAUCGGCACUCCCAAAGUUUGUCGCAUUCACAGACGAGCAAAUGCGAAAAGAUCCAUGGGAGGCGUAUCGGCAUGGUCUUGAGAUCCACGGGGGAGUCAUUGCCACGACUAGAGCGGGGAGGCUCCUCAACCUCUACCUCCUCCCGAUGAUUUGCGGCGAGAGCGUAUUCCGUGAUCUUGCUACGACGACUUCCCAGCUCAUGAGCAGGGACCUGCCGGCUGUUUUGCGGAAGAUAACUCCAAUGUUCCAAGCAAACGCAAAGAACCUCAUCUCCGCUGGGCCUGGCACCCCGGUAGACCCAGUGCCCAUAACUAGACGAUUAGUAUGCAAUGCGGCAAUUACGGUGAUGCUUGGGGAGGAGUUCCUCAGCGAUGCAAACCACGAAGCCGUCAUGAACACCGUUGAGGCGAUUGCUGAGUUAACGGGUCUGGUAAAUGAGCCACCGUUCCUUGCGAGGCUUUGUCCUGCGCUCUGGCGGGUUGUUGUCUCGUUUAAAGUUGCCGUGUUUCGAAUUGGACUCGGGUUUGGCAGUACGCUGGGCGUUCACCUGUGGAGAGAGAUGUCUGCUCUGCUACAGGAGCGUCCGGAUAAGAAGAAUAUACACAAAAGGACCGUCCUCUCCGGGUUAGUCCACCAGCAAAUCCAGAGCCAAAACGGUGAUUUGUCACUAUCAUUCAGGUCCCGGAUCCGAAUCAUCAUCCUCAUAAUUGGCAUGUUCUUUGCAGCGAUCCAUCAGACCGGAGCAAUAAUGGUCUGGAUGCUCUACGGCCUCGCAAUGCAACCUGAAAGCCAGGCGCAAAUCCGCGCGGAGGCGUUGCGGACUAUCAACCUAGACCCACAUCCACAUCUUAACCCAGAUUCAGAUGACAAGAAUAACUUAAACGCAACAAUCAACUACAUCCUCAACCCAUCCACAUACCUCGACUCCUUCGUCCGCGAAGUCCUCCGCAUGAAAGGCGACAUCCUCUCCGUAGUCCGAAUGACGACGAGGGACGUGCAGGUGGGACAGUAUAUCAUCCCAAAAGGCAAACUCGUCCUUCCUGGCGUCCGCUUCUCCAAUCUCUCCGCCAGCUACAACGGCGAGCUCCCCAACGAAUUCCGGGCUGAUCGCUGGUUCGGUGGGAAGCGGUCUGCCGUUACGACGGGUCCCGGGUUCCUUGUAUUUGGAAUGGGAAAGUGGGCGUGUCCGGGGAGGUUUCUGGCUGUUGCAGAAAUGAAGCUGUUAAUACUCACAUUAAUUAAGGCUGCGGCAGUUGGCGUUGCGGACGGGGUGAAUGUGGUUUCGGAUGAUAUGACUGCAUCGUGGUCGCCACCGCAGGGGAAGUUGUGUUUGACGCCUCUUUAG